This is a messenger RNA of Zootermopsis nevadensis, 2170 nucleotides long. Lineage: Eukaryota; Metazoa; Arthropoda; Insecta; Blattodea; Termopsidae. The record is from RefSeq and is a predicted model, not a curated record.
GCUGGUCACGAGUUGCUUUUGGUUGCAUGCUGUGAGGUGUCUGCGUUCUCUUGCGUUUCGUUGCGUUGGUUCAGCUGUUGGAGAUUUCUUCAGUGUAAUAGGAGUGGAUUUUAUAAUCAUGAUUCUUAAGAUAGUACUGUCCGUUGUUUUUGCCUGUCUGUUUGCCUUUCAAAGUGGUGCAGGUGAUGUGGUACCUCCAGAGGAACCAACUGUUAGAACCAGCACCACCACCCCCACCAAUAUCACCACCACCCCCACCCCCCCACCACUGCCACCACCCCCACCAAGAUCACAACAACUACUCAGAAACCAACCCCAAGUCCAACACCAAAGCCAGAUGUUGGCAAGUGGAAUGUAACUGACUCUGAACGGAACGUAACUUGCAUCUUGGCUGAAUUGGCUAUCCAACUUAAUGUGACAUAUAUUACUGUGGACAAUCAGACAAGGUUUGGUAUUUUGGAUGUUCCCAAGAAUUCAUCUGCAUCAGGGUUUUGUGGGAAUGAUUCUCAAGUGUUGAACCUUACAUGGCUUAACAGUGAUAAAGCAAAUAAUGUCUUGACCAUCGAAUUUGAAAAGAACAGCUCAAAUAGCCGUUUCAUGGUUGGAAGAAUCAACUUGACUCUUACUCCAAGUGAAGAAACGUUUCCAUCCAUUAAAGACAAGAAUGUUAUCAGCGUGUACAAUAAUAAGACUGAGUUUUCAACUCCUCUGAGUAAAUCUUACCGGUGUGCAAAGGAACAGUCAUUCAAUCUUGCUCAGAAUGGAAUUAAUGAGACAGUUGGUACUAUUGAACUAAGCCAUGUUCAACUGGAAGCUUUCCAUUUGAAGAUGGAUGAUUUGUUUGGUGCAGCUGAAGAUUGUGAAGGAGUUAGCAGUCCAGAUAUAGUUCCAAUUGCCGUUGGUUGUGCUCUUGUCGGUCUUGUGGCGAUUGUCUUGAUCGCAUAUUUGGUGGGCCGACGCCGCUCUCAGGCCCGCGGUUACCUCAGCAUGUGAGUGAAAUAGGGUGAUGAACGAGAGAAACAAAAAGGAGGAGGAGGAGGCGGACUGAAAGCUAUUACAUAUAACCUGCUGCUCAUUGUUUAAGUGCUCAGUGAAUGAGGCAGUAAAAGAUAGGUUAUUGACACAUUUAAAAUAUAUACCAUAGGCUAUAAAUAUUUUACUGGAAAAUUAUGGCAGUAGUUAAUAGUCUCAUUUUGGGAUUCCUUAUUUUCAAACUUAGACUCACAAUAUAAUUUUUACAUUCAGUGUUUUCUUUCUGUAUCUGUUUGUAACAUGUUUAAUCACAUGUUUGAGCCAGUUGUCUAGUCACUUAAAAGCUGACAUUUAAGUAGGUGCAAUUUUGAUUUAAAAUUUGAGGGAAAUGUGAUGGAAGAAACCUCUGUAUGUACCUGUCGUGACUGUGUCAACUUCCUGGUGCAGUGAGAACAACAGGUACUGUAAUAAUGUUUGUUGGUAAACUGUGAGUUUGUUGCAUCUGGUACUAGCUCAGAUCUGUGAUUCAGGUGCUUUUCUUAGCUUGUAAUUAUAGUAUAUAAAAAUUUCAAAAACAAGUUUCAUGCUUCAGUACCUAAUAAAGUGAGACUUCUUCAAGGCUUCUUUGCUAUUUCAGAGUUGAUUUUAUUCAAAGAAAUUAGUGACAUUGUAAUUGUUGCUUAAACAUAAUAUGCUUUUUGUGAUUUCUGUUGCAUUGUUUCAAUAUGUCCUUUUCUUUUAGAAUAAUUGGUGAAAGGUAUGUAUGCGCUAUUUGAUAAUAAGAGAUGGUUCUAGUCCUUUGCCUCCUUCCUUCCAUUCAUUAAUUGUGGAACGUUGACUAAGGAAAAUACGAACUGUAAUUGCUGAAAACCAUGACAGUUGCGUACUUGAUUACCUAAAAUGAAGGACAAGAAUCAUCUUUUGGAGCAACUUCAUUAGCUUGUUUUUUGUGAGGGAUAUCGUACUAGUGCUUUAACAUAGAAGAGUGGACCGCAUUUGGUGAAUGAUUUGUCAGAUUUCCUUCGCUCGAAUGUUAUUUUUUCAUUUUACAUAUGGUAUUGAAGCAGAAUGUAUUGGAAUUGUUGGUGUAAAUUUGUUUUUCAGGGGAGUAAGGACCCUUGCCCUGCAUUGACAUUAUAUAAACUUGACCCUCUUUGUACAGGAUGUACUAUUUCAGAAUAAAUUCUUUUAUGCGGUU